This is a messenger RNA of Metopolophium dirhodum (rose-grain aphid), 360 nucleotides long. RefSeq lists its product as uncharacterized. The record is from RefSeq and is a predicted model, not a curated record. Bases 1 to 360 code for a protein of 119 amino acids. NCBI's taxonomy places the organism in Eukaryota, Metazoa, Arthropoda, Insecta, Hemiptera, Aphididae. The transcript has 2 exons.
AUGUUACAGCUCCCAAAUUGGAUAAUGAAAGAUUCUUCGAUCAUAGUAAAACAAAAUAGUAAUUAUUAUUUUCAAGUUAUUGGACAACUGCAUAUUACUAAACGUGAACUAUGCUAUUUGGUAGUAUACACUGAAAAGUGGACCACUGUAGAAAAAAUUUAUUAUGAUCAUACAUUUUGGAUACAAAAUAUGUCUGAAAAAUUAAUGUCGUUUUAUUUAAAUUGUCUUUUGCCUGAACUCGUCGAUCCCUUAUAUGGCAAAAGAUUGUUAAUAAGUGAUAUCAGGGAUCCGGAUGACAUUUUAGAAAAACAGCAAGAAAGAUUUAAAAUAGUAUCGUUGAAAAAAAUUAAAAAAUCUUAA